CUUUUGUUCCCUUUUUCCAUUGAUGUGUUGCUCUCUCCUCCUUUUCUAUUUCUACAUCUUCUGAAGAAUUGACGGACAUGGCGCAGCAGUUUGUUAAGGCGAAAAUCAGGGGCGACAAAGUGGUGCUGUUCGUCAAGCCCACGUGUCCCUUCUGCAUCACGGCAGAAGAGGUUUUGUCCAAAUACAAAUUCAAACCGGGACAUUUGGAGACUGUUGAUAUCAGUCGACGCAGCGACAUGGGAAGCUUACAAGACUAUUUCCUGGAACUCACCGGGGCUCGUACGGUCCCGCGCGUGUUCAUCGGUGAGGAGUGUAUCGGAGGUGGCAGCGAUGUGUCCGCGCUGCACAGGAAUGGUAAACUGGAGGGCAUGCUACAGUCCAUUGGCGCGCUGCAGUGAUGUGCUCCAGACUUCCAGCGUUACGGCGUCCGGCGGCGGUCACAUGACUAUGCAGCGAGACUUGCGUAGUUUGCGUCGCCUCUGCUGGUACUCGCUGAGCUCCUGCAGGUAUCCUCUGGAAGGCCAGCGCAACCUCUCCACCUGCUCGCGCUCCUCGUCUGGAACACACACACAAGGAUAUAUAAUAUAACCUGCUGGCAAACCACAACAUGUUACUGUGCUUACGCAAUGAUACACAUGCUCCUUCCCCCUGCUGCCAUUAACACGGCAAACGAAGCUGAAAUAUGUGAUCGUAUCUUCGUAUCUCAAUAUUUCAACUUGUUUGCAGCCUUGUCCCUCUGCCUUCAGUACCCGUCCAGGCUUGUGCGUAUGAUUUAUCAUGACAAUAAAAUGUGUUACUGCUACGCAGCAUUGCUGUUAAGAUUUGCAA
This is a messenger RNA of Mugil cephalus (flathead mullet), 828 nucleotides long. It is a transcript of the gene glrx, whose product is annotated as glutaredoxin (thioltransferase). The coding region runs from base 78 to 398 and encodes 106 amino acids. NCBI's taxonomy places the organism in Eukaryota, Metazoa, Chordata, Actinopteri, Mugiliformes, Mugilidae. The record is from RefSeq and is a predicted model, not a curated record. The transcript is spliced from 3 exons.